Heterocephalus glaber (naked mole-rat) is the source of this 1363-nucleotide messenger RNA. It is a transcript of the gene Tex13b, whose product is annotated as testis expressed 13B. NCBI's taxonomy places the organism in Eukaryota, Metazoa, Chordata, Mammalia, Rodentia, Bathyergidae. Gene Ontology annotation, molecular function: mRNA binding. The record is from RefSeq and is a predicted model, not a curated record.
GGAGGAAGAAAGACCCUCCUCUCUCCGGGCCUGGUAGACUGGGGGUUGGGCAGCCUACACCUCCUUUGCCCCCUGGCUACAGAGUUAAGGCCUCCUUGGAAGAUGUCCUAAAGUGGGGGCCAGCAAAGCCACUAAAGCCCUUAGCCAUCAUGCCUUUGAAACCUGAAGACCCCGGUAGUGGAUUCCGGCAUGGCACAGUGAUAGCCUUCAUCAAUGAGAAGAUGGCCAGGCACCCAAAAGGCCCUGAGUUCUACCUUGAAAAUCUGUCUCUGUCCUGGAAGGAGAUAGAAGAUAAGAUCAGGGCCAUCCUAGAGGACAGCAAGGUGCCCAGUGAGGCUCAAGAGGCCUGUACUUGGGGCAGCCUGGCCCUGGGCGCGCGCUUAGCUUGCAGGCAGGGGAGCUUACAGGAGUGCAGGGUGCAGUGGCUGCAUGACUUUGCCAAACUGCACAAGUCAGCCACAAAUGCCUUGGCCUCAGAUCUGAAGCAGCUCACAGAGCAGCAGGAAAUGGAGCGCAAGGAGGCUGCCUUCCAACUGCAGCUGGCCCACACCAAACUGGCCAAGGUGCAGAAAGAGAGGGACCUGCUGAGGUGGAAGCUUGUGCAGGAGAAGCUGAAGGCUCUCCCAGAGCUGGCUCUGGAGGGGCCAGACCUGGUUACUGUUCCAGAGGUGGGGAUACAAGGAGGAGGUGAGAAGCAAGAGGUGGCAGAGGCUGAAGCUAGUGCUAUAGGCGGAGGAAGAGGAGAAGAAGAGGAAGAAGAAGAAGAGAGGAAUGUGAUUAGCGCAGCCCCAGAGGAGGCCACACAGGAGCUAAGUAGAAGCUUCCUGCAGCUUCCUGGAGUUGUCCAGCAGAAAAAUUACACCUCUGGCAAAGAGAGGGAGGGUGACAUUAGGCCUGUGGAAACAGCCACGCUUUAUCUCUCUGGGACACUGAAGGCCACAGCCACAGCCACGGCCACCACCUCACCAGAACCCCUUCCUGUCCAGCUCCCUGCCUCAUUCUCAUACAGCUACUCAAGCCCUUUGUCCGGUUUCCCAGUCACGUCCACACCAUCCCAACUGGCAGCCACGAUCACAGCACCUUUUCCAUCUCAGAUGUCCCCCCACUGCUCAGCCUCUGAUGUUAGCUUGUGGUCUGAUGUGGGGGCUCAAGGAGGAGACGCUCAAGAAUAUCAGAAAAACAAGAGAGACACAGAACUCCAUCAGCAGAGAAAACAUCCAACAUUUCCCAAGCUGAGGGAUUGGAACUGCCCUUGGUGUAAGGCCAUGAAUUUUUCACAAAGGGAAAAUUGCUUCCACUGUAGAAGGGCAAUCUGGCUGCAAAGCCCUUAGUAAAAUCAGCAAUGUGCAAUAAAAAAGAAACG